Messenger RNA from Pyrus x bretschneideri (Chinese white pear), 3113 nucleotides. RefSeq names its product pentatricopeptide repeat-containing protein At3g18020. The transcript has 2 exons. Lineage: Eukaryota; Viridiplantae; Streptophyta; Magnoliopsida; Rosales; Rosaceae. The record is from RefSeq and is a predicted model, not a curated record. The coding region runs from base 285 to 2381 and encodes 698 amino acids. Gene Ontology annotation, molecular function: protein binding.
AAGCAGUGUCUGUGCGGCCGCAGACACAAAAACACUCACCUCUUACAAACACCGAAUUUCGAGUGUCGUAUAGAAGACCCUCUCGUGUAUUAGAUAGGUGACUAACAAAAUCUAGUACGAACCCAAUGUUUAGAAGCUUUGGACUUUAUUUUCCAAGAGAAACAAUCCACAGAUCCUUCGGCCCAAAUCACUUAAAUAUGAUGAGAUGAGCAGUCACCCAGCAAUUUGUAUUCUUAUUGUCCCCCUUCUUGCAUGCUUUCCAACCAAGAAGAUCUCAACAACAUAUGAUUGCACAAGCAUGCAAACACACCAUGUUCCUCACAAGCAUUCCCUCAUCUAAAACCCUAAUCACCCCAAAAACCCUAACACUACCUCUCGCAUUCCACUUCACAACCUCACCACCUUCCGAUCAACAACCACCGCAACACCUCCACCAAGACCAAGCAAUCAGCAUAGAAGACAACAGAUCAUACUUCACCAAAAAAAUCCACAGCCUCUGCGCCACCCACCGUGACGUCGACGAAGCCCUCCGCCUCCUCGACCGCCUCCGCCUUCAAGGCUACCGUCCCGACUCCCUCAACCUCAGCAGCAUCGUCCACGCCCUCUGCGACUCCAACCGCUUCGAUGAAGCCCACCACCGCUUUGGCCACUAUGUAGCUUCCGACUGCGCCCCCGACGAGCGCACUUGCAAUGUUAUUGUUGCUCGGUUGCUGGAUUCAAAAACCCCACAUGCCACAUUGCGUGUUCUGCGCUGUUUGACAAAUUUUAAGCCCGAUUUCGUGGCGUCUUUGGUUAAUUACAACCGUUUGAUCGACCAAUUUUGCUCGAUCUUACGACCCAGUGAGGGUCAUAGAGUGUUGUUUGAUAUGAUUAGUAGAGGGCAUUGUCCGAAUGCUGUUUCUUACACUACAUUGAUCAAUGGGUAUUGUUUGAUUGGUGCGUUGGGUGAUGCGCAGAAGGUGUUCGAUGAAAUGAGUGAAAGGGGAGUGGCGCCUAAUUCCCUGACGCAUAGCGUGAUGAUUCGUGGUGUUCUUCGGCAGAGGGAUGUUGGGCGUGCAAAAGAAUUGAUGGGAAAGCUCUGGGAGAUCAUGAAAGGUGAAGAUGAUGAGACUGUAAAGAGUGCGGCUUUUGGGAAUCUCAUUGAUUCUAUGUGUAGUGAAGGGUUUUUUAAUGAAGUGUUUGACAUUGGGGAAGAUAUGCCACAGGGCUGUGUGACAGAGGAUUUUGCUUAUGGACAAAUGAUAGAUUCGCUUUGUAAAGCCAGAAGGCAUCAUGGGGCGUCCAGGAUUGUUUAUAUUAUGAGGAGUAGAGGGUUUGUUCCAAAGCUAACGUCGUAUAAUUCCAUUUUGCAUGGACUGAGCAAGGAGGGAGAGGGAGGUUGCAUGAGGGCUUAUCAGUUGCUAGAGGAAGGAGUGAACUUUGGUUACUUUCCGUCAGAGUACACUUACAAGGUCCUAUUGGAAUGUCUGUGCCAAGAAUCGGACGUCAAGAAGGCAAGAGAGGUUCUUGAAUAUAUGUUAAAGAAGGAAGGAGUGGACAGAACUAGGAUUUAUAACAUAUAUUUGAGAGCAUUGUGUCUUGUGAAUAACACGACUGAGCUUUUGAAUGGACUUGUUUCGAUGCUCCAGGGCCAGUGUCAGCCUGAUGUGAUCACCCUAAACACAGUUCUUAAUGGGUUCUGCAAGAUGGAAAGAAUCGAGGAAGCGCUAAAGGUACUAGAUGACAUGAUGAGUGGCAAGUUUUGUUCACCAGACGUGGUGACCUUCACAACGAUCAUCAGUGGUUUAAUAAAUGUGGGAAGAACUCAAGAAGCUCUUGUUAUGCUGUACCAUGUAAUGCCCGAGAAAGGUUUCAGAGCUAAUGUUGUGACGUACAAUGCUGUUCUUCGUGGUUUAUUCAAGCAUAGGCAAGCCAGAGAAGCAAUGGAUUUGUUCAAUGGCAUGGCAAACUACGACGUGGCUGCUGACAGUACUACUUAUACUAUAAUAAUUGACGGGUUAUGCGAAUCAGAUCAAAUAGAAGAAGCUAAGAAGUUUUGGGAUGAGGUUAUUUGGCCAUCAAAGAUCCACGAUAAUUUUGUUUAUGCUGCCCUUAUCAAAGGGAUUUGUCGUUCUGGGAGGUUUGAAGAAGCGUGCCAUUUCCUUUAUGAACUAGUAGAUGCUGGGGUCUCUCCAAAUAUAUACAGUUAUAACAUUGUGAUUGACGCUGCUUGCAAAUCAGGAUUGAGGAAGGAAGCGUAUGAAGUUGUAAGAGAGAUGAAAAGAAACGGACUGGCUCCAGACUCUGUAACAUGGAGGAUUCUUGACAAGUUGCAGGGUGUCAGAAAACAAUCUUGUGAUGAGGUUUCGAAUUUUCAAUCAAUAAAUGGGCGACAGGGGUAGAUGAGCAAGAAAAUGUGUGAUUGAGUGGAGCGAUUCGGAAACAAGAGAACCGUGAGAAAGAAGAGACAAUAGGAUCAUGUUGGCAUGAUGUGAAUUGGAAAGGUUAGAGAAAUAGCUGAACUCCAAACAGAGUUGACAGAAGGAACGGAUGGUCGAUCACCCAAUGGAUAAGGUAUCUCGCAGUCAGCAUGAUCAUGUUUUUGGAUUCUGCUCUUGUAAAUGAGGGUGCAAUCGUGUAUUUACAAGUACCAGAGCUCAAAACCGGGGAACCUGAGCCCGCGGUCGUUCGCUCCGCAUGAAAGUGUUCCAGGUUAGGCUUGAUUCUCCAACUUUAGUAGAGCAGUUCCACCGGGGAAAGGCCCCAGAGCUAUCCACUAUUUAAUUCACCUAAUAAACAGUAAUUGUCCUUAAUGAAUAGUCACUCCACUCGAAGCACCAACAUUGUCACUCACUCGUAGCACCAAUACUAUCACUUUAAGGACCAACAUCUACUUUCGACAAAAAUAAAAAUGAAAAUUAUAGCAAUGGUUCCUCAAUUGUUAUCUAAUUGAAGUAAUGAUUCUUCAUCUAAAAAUCUAUGAUCAUUGGUCCCUUAACUCCUUCAAACGUGCAACUAUGGUCAUUUUCUUCAAUUUCAUUAGUACUUCUGCUAAAAUGAGUCACGUGCCACACACAUGAGACCAAAUCGAGGGGCAAAUAUGGAAAACCAAAUGAGAAAAAUUGUAACAGUGG